Messenger RNA from Didymodactylos carnosus, 576 nucleotides. NCBI's taxonomy places the organism in Eukaryota, Metazoa, Rotifera, Eurotatoria, Philodinida, Philodinidae. The record is from the annotation of a GenBank genome assembly.
AUGGCAACGGGACCAAAAGUUCAAUGUACAAAAUGCACAAAAAAUGCUGCUAUAAUCGCAUGCGAAGGCUGCUCAGCAAAAUUCUGUAGACAAUGCUUCAAUGGUCAUCGUCAAGAUUUGUCAAAAGAGCUGGAUAACAUUACUUACGAACACGAUAUGUUCAAACAACAGCUCGAAGGGCCAAAGGCAGAUGGACCUCAUCGUUUGUUAAAACAAAUUGAUGAGUGGAAGAAAGACUCUGUCAAUAAAAUUAAUCAACUCGCUGAUCAGUGUCGGACUGAUGUUGUCAAACUACUUGAUAAGAACAAGGAACAACUUGUUCAUAGAUUUCGCAAAAUAACGAAUAGCGUUCGUAAAGGUAGAGACGAUGAAGAUUAUGAUGAAAGAGAUCUGAUAAGGUGGAUGAGUCAGUUGAAGGAACUAAAAGAUGAACUUAUCAGACCAUCGAACGUUCGUGUCGAAGAGGAUAGGCAAACAUCUCCAUGGAUUCAAAAGAUCAGGAUAAGUGAAGGUGUCCUUGAACAAGUCAAAAUUAAUGAAGGUAAAUCAUGGUUACGUCCAGCUCAACUUUGCUAA